CCUUAAAUACUCUCUCCCUCAAAUCUUCUCCAUUCACAGCUCAAACAAAUCUCGCAAUUACUUCUGUGUCCCCCAUCUUUGGAAUUCUUUGAUCUUUUCUUUUCCUGCAAAUGGCUCUUAAAGCCGUUUUUGUCUCCGACGUCCCCAGUCUCGAUCAGGUGCCGGAGCAUGCAACGACGGCGAUCUAUUCUUCUCGCUUCUCCAAAGGAAACGAUGGAGGAGGCCGAGCUUCGUUGAAAUGGCCAAAGUUUUCAAUUAUAGGGCACAGAGGGAGUGGAAUGAAUAUGUUGCAUUCGCCGGAUCGGAGGAUGCAAGCAAUUAAAGAGAACUCCAUUCUGUCCUUCAAUACUGCCGGAAAGUUCGCCGUCGAUUUCGUUGAAUUCGAUGUUCAGGUGACCAAAGAUGACUGUCCAGUCAUUUUCCAUGACGACUUCAUACUCACAGAAGAAAAUGGUCAGAUAUUUGAAAGAAGACUCACAGAACUAACUUCAGCUGAAUUCCUCAGCUAUGGACCCAAAAGAGAGCCUGGAAAUGUUGGGAAAACUCUGUUAAGAAAAACUAAAGAUGGCAGGAUUUUCAAUUGGAAAGUUGAAGAAGAUGAUGCCUUCUGUACCUUACAAGAAGCAUUCCAGAAGGUCACCCCUUCUUUGGGAUUCAAUAUUGAGCUGAAAUUUGAUGAUCACAUUGUUUAUCGAGAUGAAGAGCUCAUCCAUGUCCUUCAAGCAGUCUUAAGGGUGGUGUUUGAGUUUGCCACUGAGAGACCCAUUAUUUUCUCAACCUUCCAGCCAGAUGCAGCAAGAUUAAUCAAAUUGUUGCAGAGCAUCUAUCCUGUGUACUUCCUGACAAAUGGAGGAACUGAAAUUUACACUGAUGUGAGAAGGAAUUCAUUAGAGGAGGCUGUAAAGCUCUGCUUGGCAUGUGGUUUGCAAGGAAUUGUUUCAGAAGUUAAAGCUAUCUUCAGAAAUCCAGCAACCAUUAACAUGAUCAGAGAAGCUAAUCUUUCACUCCUAAGCUAUGGCCAAUUGAAUAAUGUCCCAGAAGCUGUUUACAUGCAACAUCUAAUGGGUGUGGAUGGAGUGAUAGUAGAUCUGGUUAAAGAGAUUACAACAGCAGUGUCUGAUUACAUCAAUCCUGUAAAAGAGGGUGAGGAAGAUGGCCUCUCUGCAGGGGAUGGGCAGAUUCAAAUAGCAGAAAGGCCCAAAUUCUCACAGCGUGAAAUCUCUUUUCUACUGAAGUUGAUACCUGAGUUGAUACAGGUUUAAGGCCAUUGACACACAUACAUCAUAGAGAGAAUCACACUGGGCAUGAUACAGGAUUUUAUAAUUUCCUCCCGGCCCCUUUCCUACUAGGGAUACUUAAACAAGGAGGAUAACCCUUUCCCGAAAGGGAAUCAAUGUACAGUAAUUUUAUCUUUUCACCCCUUCAAUAGCUAUUAAAUCUGUAUUACUAGGGGGCUUCAUCUUUUGAUUUGUUUUUGACAUUUUAGUUUUUUUUUCUUGGGGCAAUCAAA
Macadamia integrifolia is the source of this 1510-nucleotide messenger RNA. RefSeq names its product glycerophosphodiester phosphodiesterase GDPD1, chloroplastic-like. Gene Ontology annotation, biological process: glycerophospholipid catabolic process. Bases 111 to 1262 code for a protein of 383 amino acids. Gene Ontology annotation, molecular function: phosphoric diester hydrolase activity. Lineage: Eukaryota; Viridiplantae; Streptophyta; Magnoliopsida; Proteales; Proteaceae. The record is from RefSeq and is a predicted model, not a curated record. The transcript has 8 exons.